Molecule: messenger RNA, 1603 nt
Organism: Nicotiana attenuata
Lineage: Eukaryota; Viridiplantae; Streptophyta; Magnoliopsida; Solanales; Solanaceae
Product: probable carboxylesterase 16
Exons: 2
Coding region: 185-1372 (395 amino acids)
Molecular function (GO): hydrolase activity
Source: RefSeq, a predicted model, not a curated record
CCAUUAAUGGAAGCUUCCAUAGCUGAAAAGUCAUUUUCUCCGUCUUUUCCUUUGAACGAAACAAAUUCCUCCGCGGCGAUGACCUCUUAAUCUUCAACGCUUCCUUAAUUCCUUCAUUUUAAAAUCCUUACUACUACUUCUUUCAAACAUUCCAAACACUUUCAAUCUGUAAUUUAGGGAGAAAAUGCCGAGCUUAAUGGUGAAAGUUUAUAGCGUACUCUUCAAGUACAACCUUAAACGCCGAUUACAAACCUUAAUCGAAUCCUCAACUUCAGACUUUUUAAACGAUGUCGUUUCACGCGCUGAUGAAACCACUGCCACCUCUAAUCCUAGCUUCUCGAACAAUGGGGUUGCAACUAAGGACCUUCAUAUUGAUCCUUUGACAAAUCUCUCCCUCAGAAUUUUCCUCCCUCAAUCCUCUCUAAGAAAUUCGGUCUCCAGUGAUGGGGCUUAUGGGGGUUAUGUGCCAAUUUAUAAAAAUGGGAACAGUUGCAAGAAAUUGCCGGUGAUUUUGCAGUUUCAUGGUGGUGCAUGGGUGAGUGGGGGUAUUGAUACAGUUUCUAAUGAUGUUUUCUGUAGGAAAUUGGCGAAAUCUUGUGAUGCGAUUGUGGUCUCAGUUGGGUAUAGGCUGGCACCGGAGAGUCGGUAUCCUGCUGCAUUUGAAGAUGGGGUUAUGGCCAUUAAAUGGUUAGCUAAGCAAGCUAACUUGGCUGAAUGUGGAAGGUCGAGGAUGGUUAACGGGGAGAAGGGUAGUGGAAGGCGAAUUCUUGAUGGAUUUGGAGCUUCUAUGGUUGACCCUUGGUUAGCUGCUCAUUUAGACCCUUCAAGGUGUGUCCUCCUAGGAGUAAGUUGUGGAGCCAACAUUGCCAAUUAUGUUGCGCGAUAUGCUGUUGAGGCAGGAAAGCUUUUGGAUCCUAUAAAAGUAGUGGCUCAAGUUCUAAUGUACCCUUUCUUCAUUGGAAACAUUCCUACGCAUUCAGAGAUGAAACUGGCAAACUCUUACCUCUAUGACAAAGCUACAUGUAUUCUUGCUUGGAAACUCUUCCUCCCGGAAGCAGUUUUCAAUCUGGACCAUCUAGCUGCAAAUCCUCUUGUACCAGGAAAAGAUAAACUCUUGGACUUAAAGCAUAUGCCACCAACACUUACAGUGGUUGCACAGCAUGAUUGGAUGCGAGACAGGGCUAUUGCAUAUUCAAAGGAACUUCGAAGAGUGAACAUUGAUGCCCCUCUGCUUGAUUACAAGGAUUCUGUACAUGACUUUGCUACUCUUAAUGUGCUUCAGAAAACUCCUAAAGCUCAGGCUUGCUUAGACGACAUUUCAAUAUGGGUUAAAAAGUAUAUAUCCCUCAGAGGCAAUGAAUUUUCAUAUUGAAUGAAGAAUCAGAAUCAGAGACAAAGGUGUUCCUGCUCUUAGGGUGUCUGCCAACCUCCUUUCAUGACAUAUUUAGUUGUGCACGCUGAAGUUUUUGUAGCAGUUUUUAUCCCUGUUAGAAGUUAAGGGUACUUUGUUCAUUUAUUAAUUCAUAAUCAUUCUUUUGUAUACCGUAUGUAGUGAUGUACAUAUAGCUUAUACAUCAGAGGGCACACUAAAAUUUAAUGUAAA